ACAGAAAUGCGCCAUACAGUCAAAGUCUAAGCGCACUGGUCUCAACUCUAUCUGGACAACUGUGGAGCUGCGACGCAAGUCCGAAUGCGACACAACUCGCGCUUGGAGACUGUAGUCGGACUGGAACUAACUGCUUAUCAGCUGCAGAGAAACUUGUUGGGAUAAAUGUUUUUUGAAAUGUGCGUCCACUAGAGAGUAAAAUAACUGGGAUCGAAAUAAAUAAAUAAAUGGGACAACACAAAUUACGAGCACUUGAAUCGCUCCAGUUGCGUGCACGGUUCAGCUUAGCCAACUUUGUGCAGUAGCCCAUCUGAUCUGCCUCAGUUUGUGCGGGUACAGCACCAGCAGAGAAGGAGCAGGCUGGAUGUGGCAGGAGACGGGUCACUGAGCUGCAGCGAGCCGGGUGCGAGUUCCCCCCGUCCCUACCUCUCCAAUGUCCCCGGACAGGAUGAUGCUCAUUGGACUUCUGCUCAGUGUCUUCUCUCUUGGUACUGUGCCAGUAUCUGCAUCCUUAGACUGUCUGGUGGCGGAGCAGGGCUGCAUCCAGGAGCAGUCCUGCAUGGUACUGUAUAGACUGCUGGAGUACUGUGCGGCUGAGGAGGCUGUGUCGCCCCUCGGCCAAGAUGCCCGCUUGGAGUGCCUGGAGGCCCAAAACUCCUUGCAGCAUUACCGCCCCCUUCAAGUUUGCAAGUGCCAGCGUGGCUCUCGCAGAGAGGAGCACUGCCUCAGGGUCUAUUGGACUGUGAGAUUUGCAGCAUAUGAUGAGUAUGAAGUGUCUCCAUAUGAAGAACUGGAGUUAAAUCUGGUGAGAAACAUUGAGAUGUCACGUAUGGCCUCCAUCAUGGCAGCUUCCUCUCUUUCUGUGGACGGCCAAAAUCAGUGUCUCAAGGCAGCGCAGGACUGUGGCCUGUAUGAGAAAUGUGGUUCCCUGCGGUCAGAAUAUGUUGUAGCCUGCACCAAGCGUGCAGCAGUCUCUGACAACAGCUGCAACCGCCAGAAAUGCCACAAAGCCCUGCGACGUUUCCUUGAGCGCGUGCCAGAGGAGUACAGCUUCGCCCUGCUCUUCUGUCCCUGCUCUGACACACUGUGUGGGGAGCGCCGGCGGAAAACCAUCGUCCCGUCAUGUUCCUAUGAGGAGAAUGGGAAAGGGGAGGAAAGAGUGGGCAAACCCAACUGCCUCAGCCUUCAGAACUACUGCUCCAAAGACAAGCUGUGUAGAUCUCGGUUUGCUGAUUUCCAACACAACUGCCAGCCCUCCCCUCUGUCUGCCUCUGGCUGUAUGCGAGAAAGCAGAGCCAUGUGCCUGAAGGCCUACGCUGGACUUAUAGGCACCAUCAUGACUCCCAACUAUGUGAGCAACAGCAGCACAGAAGUGUCCCAGUGGUGCACAUGUGACGGCAGUGGGAAUGAAUGGCAGGGAUGUCAGCGCAUACUGCACUUGUUCAGCAACAACAUAUGUCUGCGCAAUGCCAUCAACUCCAUGGGAAUCUCCGCACCUCCUCCUGUGGAAAACACUCCCGUGCCAGCUUCUCAGCCCUCCCCGCACGUCUUCCAGGAGAGGGUCCAUGUCAGUGUUAACACUCUCCCUGAAUUCAACAGUAUCGAGGACAGUGAGGAAGAGGAAAAGGCGGAGGAAGAAAAUGAGGAAUUCAACAUAAUCCCACCGUAUUCUGAGAAGGACACUAACACUGAAUCGGGGGCUCGAGGAAGUAAACGCGGAGCAGCUAGCCGAGCAGGACCCAUGUUAACAUUACUGCUGCUGCCUACACUCAUCCUGGACUGGGAGUGUUGGAGAUACUGAAGACUCCAUCUCAUUCUUUGCUCAUAUUUUACACUCACUACCACUUUCAAAUCAAUCACAGCACUCAGAAUGAGCCACAGAUGACAUUUGAGUGGAAGAAAUGCUCAAUUUCCUUCAUUCUAUUUCAUU
Molecule: messenger RNA, 1930 nt
Organism: Etheostoma cragini (Arkansas darter)
Lineage: Eukaryota; Metazoa; Chordata; Actinopteri; Perciformes; Percidae
Product: GDNF family receptor alpha-4-like
Exons: 8
Coding region: 434-1801 (455 amino acids)
Biological process (GO): nervous system development
Cellular component (GO): external side of plasma membrane; signaling receptor complex
Molecular function (GO): signaling receptor activity
Source: RefSeq, a predicted model, not a curated record